Parnassius apollo (apollo) is the source of this 717-nucleotide messenger RNA. The record is from the annotation of a GenBank genome assembly. NCBI's taxonomy places the organism in Eukaryota, Metazoa, Arthropoda, Insecta, Lepidoptera, Papilionidae.
AUGGUCAAUUGCGUGGCGGUGGUGGCGGGCAACGCACAAUAUAGAGUAACUUCCACUGAAUUCGAUAUCCAGAUUAAUAAGAAAGGAAGAACACCAGGUAUUCUAACGGACAACGUGAACGCUUCUCGUUUGUUGAAAAGAGAUACAACUCAAAGUCAUAACAAGUAUGAAGAUGCUGUAUUUGAUGGCAUUGUUGAUCCUGUCGUCGAGAGACUGAGAAGAAAAAGAAUAAAUCCUAAAUGGUUUGUAGUUCAUUAUAACAAUGCCCUUAAAUUUGGGUCAGACACUCAAAUAAAUGGUGCGCACAUUGUCACACCCCUAAGAGAAAUUAUGCAACUGCGUGGAGACAAUCGCGAUAUUAUCAUACUGAGCGGUGGUCAUGGAAACGAAAUCGGGAAUAAUUGGGUCAAGGUAACAGAUAUGAUAAACCCGUCAACCAUACCGAGGAUCAUCAGAGCGCCAUGGCAUUAUGAUCCUGAUUUUUGGGUGGAAGACGUCGAACGAUUCAUGGGUAGGUUGGGUGAUGAGUUCCAGCCACUAAGACCAAGGAUUACCAUAGUCGACAUAGCAGAAAUGAGCAUAUAUAGGUUCAGGGACAUCAUUCGAAGCAAUAGUCACGUCAUCCUUGGGUUCUGUUUCGGACGCAACGACAGGGCGUUUCGGUAUUAUUUAAAUCUGAGUCCAGUUGUUUCAAAAGUGAAACCUCCACGUAUUUAA